Vitis vinifera (wine grape) is the source of this 706-nucleotide messenger RNA. Its product is annotated as rhodanese-like domain-containing protein 17. The transcript has 5 exons. The coding region runs from base 105 to 617 and encodes 170 amino acids. The record is from RefSeq and is a predicted model, not a curated record. Lineage: Eukaryota; Viridiplantae; Streptophyta; Magnoliopsida; Vitales; Vitaceae. Gene Ontology annotation, molecular function: catalytic activity.
GAUAUUCAUUCUGCGAACCAGAAACAGCAGGACACAUCGCUUCCAUAUUCAUCCGGUUUUCCUUCUCCAGAAACCCUAAGAUAUAGGCCCCUACUCUCUACCUCAUGGCCUCUCCUAGCUCUGCAACAGAAGUCGUCACCAUUGAUGUUCAUGCAGCUAAGGAGCUCACCAAUUCAGGCUACCGUUAUCUUGAUGUCAGGACGGUUGAAGAGUUCAAGAAAGGCCAUGCCGAUGUUGAGAACAUUCUGAACAUCCCUUACCUCUUCACCACCCCUGAGGCAAAGAUGAUAUGGAUGUGGGUAUGGGUUUCAGAAAGGCUGAAAAUUCCUGAAUUCUUGGAGCAGGUUCAGUCUGCUUGCAGCAAGGAAGAUCAUCUCGUCGUGGUAAUUUUUCAUUUGAUUUCCGGAUUGAAUCAUAACAAAUAUAAUCUUGAUGAAUUUUCUGAAAUUGUUUAUUUAUUCUCAAUGAAUGGAUGUCUAGGUGGGGUGAGAUCCCUUGCAGCCGCCUCUGUUCUUGUCAAUGCUGGUUUCAAGGAUGUGAAGGACAUGGGAGGAGGCUAUGAGGCAUGGGUGGAAACUGGACUUACAGUCACCAAACCAAAAGAAGAAGAGAAGUGAUUGGAUGCUUCACUGUAAAGCUAGACCUUUGCCUAUGCAUUAAUUCUUGGUUGUAUGUUCUCCACCAAUCAAGUAUCACAUUUCUUCUC